Messenger RNA from Hippopotamus amphibius kiboko, 1377 nucleotides. It is a transcript of the gene PTGDR2, whose product is annotated as prostaglandin D2 receptor 2. Gene Ontology annotation, biological process: complement receptor mediated signaling pathway; positive regulation of cytosolic calcium ion concentration; phospholipase C-activating G protein-coupled receptor signaling pathway. Gene Ontology annotation, cellular component: plasma membrane. Bases 85 to 1299 code for a protein of 404 amino acids. The transcript is spliced from 2 exons. The record is from RefSeq and is a predicted model, not a curated record. Gene Ontology annotation, molecular function: complement receptor activity; G protein-coupled receptor activity. Lineage: Eukaryota; Metazoa; Chordata; Mammalia; Artiodactyla; Hippopotamidae.
CCGCUGCCUCCUGUCUAGCUGCCGCCAGAAGCUGACUGCCUCCGGCGCUGGAGUCCUGUGCUCCCUCUGUGCCCAGAGCCCACCAUGUCGGCCAAUGUCACGAUGAAGCCCCUCUGUCCCAUCCUGGAGCAGAUGAGCCGCCUUCAAAGCCACAGCAACUCCAGCAUCCGCUACAUAGACCACGCCUCGGUGCUGCUGCACGGGCUGGCCUCGCUGCUGGGCCUGGUGGAGAAUGGACUCAUCCUCUUCGUGGUGGGCUGCCGCAUGCGCCAGACCGUGGUCACCACCUGGGUGCUGCACCUGGCGCUGUCCGACCUGUUGGCCACCGCCACCCUGCCCUUCUUCACCUACUUCCUGGCUGUGGGGCACUCCUGGGAGCUGGGCACCACCUUCUGCAAGCUGCACUCCUCCAUCUUCUUCCUCAACAUGUUCGCCAGCGGCUUUCUGCUCAGCGCCAUCAGCCUGGACCGCUGCCUGCAGGUGGUGCGGCCCGUGUGGGCGCAGAACCACCGCACGGUGGCCGCGGCGCAUAAGGUCUGCCUGGCGCUCUGGGCCCUGGCCGUGCUCAACACCGUGCCCUACUUCGUGUUCCGGGACACCAUCCCGCGGCUGGACGGGCGCAUCAUGUGCUACUACAACGUGCUGCUCCUGAACCCGGGGCCCGAUCGCAACGCCACGUGCAACUCGCGCCAGACGGCCCUGGCCGUCAGCAAGUUCCUGCUGGCCUUCGCGGUGCCACUGACCAUCAUCGCCUCGAGCCACGCGGCCGUGAGCGCGCACCUGCGCCACCGCGGCCGCCGGCGGUCCGGCCGCUUCGUGCGCCUGGUGGCAGCGGUGGUGGCUGCCUUCGCGCUCUGCUGGGGGCCCUACCACGUGUUUAGCGUGCUGGAGGCGCGGGCGCACGCGGACCCCGCGCUGCGGCCGCUCGUGUGGCGCGGGCUGCCCUUCGUCACCAGCCUGGCCUUCAUCAACAGUGUGGUCAACCCGCUGAUCUACGUGCUCACCUGCCCCGACGUGCUGCGCAAGCUGCGGCGCUCGCUGCGGAGCGUGCUGGAGAGCGUGCUGGUGGACGACAGCGAGCUGGGCGGCGCGGGCAGCAGCCGCCGCCGCCGCGCCUCCUCCACCAACACCUCGGCCUCCUCCUUCUCGCUGGGCGGCCGCCGCCUGCAGCCGCUUGGAUCCGCGCGUCUGCUCGGCUGGCUGCGGGGCGGCCGCGCGGCGCCCCAGCAGAGGGACCGGGCCCAAUCCCAAGGCGAGCGGGGCCCCCUGAACCGGGCGCUGAGCAGUACCUCGGGGUAGGAGGCGCGGGCCCGGAGUCGCCCGGCUUGGACCAUUCUCCCCUGAAGGCAAGGGCAGGGAGCGAUAGGGCGCAGCAGC